Coregonus sp. 'balchen' is the source of this 11307-nucleotide messenger RNA. The record is from the annotation of a GenBank genome assembly. Lineage: Eukaryota; Metazoa; Chordata; Actinopteri; Salmoniformes; Salmonidae.
AUGAGCUCAUGUUCGAGGGAAAGUGGAACCAGGUCAGGCCUUAGACGAGUGGAGACAGACGGGGCAGACACAUCAUUUAGGCCAAGGAUAGAAGCCAAGGAUAGAAGCGCCAUUCUUCUGCUCCAGUCCUCGUGUAUCAUGUUCUACUACUCAAAGCCUCUCUUACUGGUUAUCCUCAUUGUGCUGCUCAACGGUAGGCCAUCUUCCUCUGUCUAUGUACUGUAGAUGUAGCCCGCUAUUAUGGCAGUGACUGUGUAUGUUCUGAUCAAAUUAUUAUUUAUAAAACAUUCCUGAUCAGUGAAGUUAUGAGUUCAGACUUAAACUAUAAGAAAAGGAACUUUAGUAACCCAACUCUUUAUCAUCGAACUCACAGGUUCAAUGAGUAGCACAGAGUAUGUAGGGCGGCAGGUAGCUUAGUGGGUAAGAGCGUUGUGCCAGUAACCGAAAGGUCGCUGGUUCUAAUCCCCGAGCCGACUAGGUGAAAAAUCUGUCGAUGUGCCCUUGAGCAAGGCACUUAACCCUAAUUGCUCCUGUAAGUUGCUCUGGAUAAGCGCGUCUGCUAAAUGACCAAAAAAAAAAAAAAAAAAAAAAAAUAUGUAUAGUAUGUUUGUCUCGGAACAACCAAGAUUGUAUGGGCUGUAUAAUUAAUCCAAUGUAAUUCAAGAUUCACCAUAAAUUCAAACCCACAGAUGUCUCUAUUCACGUGAACUGUUUUUUUUGUGACUUUUAGCUUGUGGAAAAUGUGACAAGGUGACAAUGAAAAGUUUUCGAUAGUAUUUCUUUGAUUUGGGGUAGGCAUAUAUACAGUGCCUUCAGAAAGUAUUCACACCCCUUUACUUUUUCCACAUUUUGUUGUAUUACAGCCUGAAUUUAAAAUUAAUUAAAUUGAGAUUUGUGUCACUGGCUUACACACAAUACCCCAUAAUGUCAAAGUGGAUUUAUGUUUUUAGACAUUUUUACUAAUUAAUAAAAAAUUAAAAGCUGAAAUGUCUUGAGUCAAUAAGUAUGCAACCCCUUUGUUAUGGCAAACCUAAAUAAAUUCAGGAGUAAAAAUGUGCCUAACAAGUCACAUAAUAAGUUGCAUAGACUCACUCUGUGUGCAAUAAUAGUGGUUAACAUGAUUUUUACAUGACUACCUCAUCUCUGUACCCCACACAUACAAUUACAGUGCCUUCCGAAAGUAUUCACACACCUUGACUUUUUUCCACAUUUUGUUGUAUUACAGAGUGGGAUUACAAUUAAUUUAAUUGUCUUUUUGUUGUCAAUGAUCUACACAAAAUACUCUGUAAUGUCAAAGUGGAAGAAAAUAUCUAACUUUUUUUAAAAUGAAAAACAUAACACUAAUAUAUCUUGAUUAGAUAAGUAUUCAACCUCCUGGGUUAAUAAAUGUUAAAAUUACCUUUGGCAGCGAUUACAGCUGUGAGUUUUUCUGGGUAAGUCUCUAAGAGCUUUCCACACAUGGAUUGUGCAACAUUUCCCAUUAUUAUUUUAAAAAUUCUUCAAGCUCUGUCAAAUUGGUUGUUGAUCAUUGCUAGACAACCAUUUUCAGGUCUUGCCAUAGAUUUUCAAAUAGAUUUAAGUAAAACAUUUAACUGGGACACUCAGGAACAUUCACUGUCUUCUUGGUAAGCAACCAGUGUAGAUUUGGCCUUGUGUUUUAGGUUAUUGUCCUGCUGAAAGGUGAAUUAAUCUCCCAGUGUCUGGUGAAAAGCAGACUGAACAAGGUUUUCCUCUAGGAUUUUGCCUGUGCUUAGCUCCAUUCCGUUUCCUUUUUAUCCUGAAAAAUUCCCCAGUUCUUAACAAUUACAAGCAUACCCAUAACAUGAUGCAGCUACCACUAUGCUUGAAAUAUGGAGAGUGGUACUCAGUAAUGUGAUGUAUUGGUUUUGCCCCAAGCAUAACACUUUGUAUUCAGGACAAAAAUUGAAUUGCUUUGCGACAUGUUUUGCAGUAUUACUUUAGUGCAUUGUUGCAAAUAUCCAUUUGAGCAUGGUGAAGUUAUUAAUUACACUUUGGAUGGUGUAUCAAUAUACUCAGUCGCUACAAAGAUACAGGCAUCCUUUCUAACUCAGUUCCCAGAGAGGAAGGAAACUGCUCAGGGAUUUCACCAUGAGGUCAAUGACAACUUUAAAACAGUUACAGGGUUUAAUGGUUGUGAUAGCAGAAAACUGAGGAUGGAUCAACAACAUUGUAGUUACUCCACAAUACUAACCUAAUUGACAGAGUGAUAAGAAGGAAGCUUUUACAGAAUACAAAUAUUCUAAAACAUGCAUUCAGUUUGCAAUAAGGCAAUAAAGUAUAACUGCAAAAAAUGUGGCAAAGAAAUUAACUUAACAUCACUGAGUAGUACCACUCUUCAUAUUUUCAAGCAUGGUGGUGGCUGCAUCAUGUUAUGAGUAUGCUUGUCAUCGGGAGUUUUUUGGGGGUGUAAAAAGAAACGGAAUGGAGCUAAGCACAGGUAAAACCUGGUUCAGUCUGCUUUCCAAACAGACACUGGGAGACAAAUUAACCUUUCAGUAGGACAAUAACCUAAAACACAAGGCCAAAUAUACACUGGAGUUGCUUACCAAGAUGACAUUGAAUGUUCCUGAGUGGCCUAGUUACAGUUUUGACUUAAAUUGACUUGAAAAUCCAUGGCAAUACUUGGAAAUGGCUGCCUAGCAAUGAUCAACAACCAACUCGACAGAGCUUGAAGAAUUUAAAAAAGAACAAUGUGCAAAUAUUGUACAAUUCAGAUGUGCAAAGGUCUUAGAGACUUAUCCAGACAGACUCACAGCUGUAAUUUCUGCCAUAGGGGAUUCUAACAUGGAUUGACUCAGGGGUGUGAAUACUUAUGUUAAUUAUAUAUUUCUGUAUUUAAUUUUAAAUAAAUGUGCCAAUAUUUCUAAAAGCAUGUUUUCACUUUGUCAUUAUGGGGUAUUGUGUGUAGAUGGUUGAGAAAAAAAAUCAAUUCAAUCAAUUUUGAAUUCAGGCUGUAACACAACAGAAUGUGAAAUAAGUCAAGGGGUAUGAAUACUUUCUGAAGCUCUCAUACCUUCAACAGUGGCUUGCGAAAGUAUUCACCCCCUUGACAUUUUUCCUAUUUUGUUGCCUUACAACCUGGAUUUAAAAUAGAUUUUGGGGGGGGGGUUGUUUCAUUUGAUUUACACAACAUGCCUACCACUUUGAAGAUGCUAAAAUAUUUUUUAUCGUGAAACAAACAAGAAAUAAGACAAUAAAUACAGAAAGCUUGAGUGUGCAUAACUAUUCAUUUUUUCAGGCCACUCUUCCGUAAAGCCCAGUUCUGUGGAGUGUACGGCUUUAAAUGGUCCUAUGGACAGAUACUCAAAUCUCCGCUGUGGAGAUUUGCAGCUCCUUCAGGGUUAUCUUUGGUCUCUUUGUUGCCUCUCUGAUUAAUGACUUCUGAAUGUAAUUGGUUGCACCAGAUCUUAUUUAGGGGCUUCAUAGCAAAGGGGGUGAAUACAUGUGCCCGCACCACUUUUCCGUUAUUUAUUUUGUAGAAUGUUUUGGAACAAGUUAUUUUUUCCAUUUAACUUCACCAAUUUGGGCUAUUUUGUGUAUGUCCAUUACAGGAAAUCCAAAUAAAAAUCCAUUUAAAUUACAGGUUGUAAUGCAACAAAAUAGGAAAAACGCCAAGGGGGAUGAGUACUUUUGCAAGGCACUGUAAAAGGCAUUCCAUUUCCUUUCAUAUUUUUUUUCCACUUUGGUCCUAAAAUCUUAUUGUAUUGCUUUGUUUAAUUCUUCAAAUCCCUGUGAAUACAUUUUUGUCCAAGGAAUAUUUGUUUGUGGAUCAUAUCUCUAGUCAAUGAAAGCUGGUAACUGGGUUCCUGGGAAAAGACACAUAUACAGAAAAUAUACACAAUACUGUAUGCACAGUGAUGAAGUAUGUUUCUUAUAUGUUAUAUUGUACUUCUCUUUUCCUACUAGCACUGACUUUGCUGAUAACUUAUUUAUCGAGAAAAUAUGUACUUACUACGACUGUGAUAUGUAGUUGUCUCACUUGGCUAUCUUAACAUGAAUGCACUAACUGUAAGUUGCUCUGGAUAAGAGUGUCUGCUAAAUGACUAGAACAAACAUAGUUUUAUAUAUUAAAAUUAAGCAUUCAGCUUGAUGUUAAAGGCCCAUAACAAUAUGAAUCUACAAUAUGUGUAUGUUAUGCUAUCAGGUGGAGGUAGAUGUCACAGGUCAAAAAACAAACGUCUUGUGUACCUAAAUCAUCAGGUCAUGUCCUAACUUGUUGACUUCCUCUCUCUUUUCCAGGACAUAGCUGGGCAAAGGAAGUGGUAGGAAUCAUUGGUAAUGGGAUCACCAUCGACUUCUCAUUUCAUAACAUGUCCAAACCAUCUGCUUAUUCAAUUGGUCUUUACAAAGAUUCUAAAAAGAUCAGUGAGUGUAAUCAUAGUGUGCACAACUGUUGCUCACAAAGCCAAAGCUGCAUCUUUGAGAAUAAAAAGGCCUCUUUCUGCAUCCGAAAUCUGACAUCAGUUGACAACGGAACGUAUUGGAUCACGUUGUUCCAAACCAAUAGAGAUCCUCCCAUGCUAAAAAGCAAUAAGGUGUCGCUUAUCCUUCAAUCGGAUGGUAACACCACAGGUAGGCUAUAAGAUUGCUCUCUUCACAGUAUAAUGUCUCAAACUAUUCUAAGUCAACGUCAAGCACAAGGGUUUCCAUGAUAUGUCACAUUAUGUUUUUUAUUUAUCUUAAAUGUCCCUCCAGCCUGUAUUGAACCCAGCUAAGUGUACAACCUUGUUUACAAGUACUAUCUGUUAAAAAUGCAAAACCAACCCAAGCAACCGUUUUAAAUGAGAUAACUAAUGACCUUUAAAGCUUUUGGUCAAGAUUGUUGACCUUGAAGAUUGAUGUUCUGGACAACAUGUUCUGGACCCUACUCUGCUUUACCGUGAUUUACUGUCGCAUCUAAGAGGCCAUUUUCUAUUCCAGAAUCUCCAUCAUGCACCCCUAUUGCCGCAGAAGACGAAACCCAUGCUUUCCCGAGUGGUAGUGGGAGGACUGUUCCUGUCCUGAUCAUCUUUGCUGUUUUGGGGGUACCCAUCAUAGCUCUGUUAAUGGGACUGCUUGGUUGGUUCUGCUGGACCCACAACAGGAGCCCAGGUAUUGAAGGGUCCUAUCAUUAUCCCUAGCCAUAGUAUCUAUUGUAGUUCUAAUUCCAGAUAGAUUAAGGCCUUCGUCCUUGUCCAUCGACUGCUUUCUUUCUGUACUUAAGUCGACACCUGGACCAAAGAUAAUAUGCCAUUUAGCAGAGGCUUUUAUCCAAAGCGACUUACAGUCGUGUGCAUACAUUUUUACGUAUGGGUGGUUCCGGGGAUCGAACCCACUACCCUGGCGUUACAAGCGCCAUGCUCUACCAAUUGAGCUACAGAGGACCACACAAAGAUCCAUCUUUAUUAUCUGAAACAUAGCCUUACAGUCUUAAUCAGUCAAAUAAUUUUGCUUGAUCAAACUGAUGAAUGGAGUAAUUCUUAAGGGAGCGGAAAUCAAUUGCGUUUUUUUUUUAUAAGCAUCAGUAGUUAGGUUUCCAUCCAAUUGGUGAUAGAUUUUCAUGCAAAUAUUCUAAAAUCCGCAUAAAAACAGUUUGCGCAUUUUCCCAUCAGAGAUGUGUUUCCAUCAAAUUGACUUGUUGCGGAUAAAAGGCUGUGCAUAAUCUAAUUAACCAAAAGUAAAAUUAUCUCGUGGAAGUUUGUCAUUUCCUGUUUUACUUCUGGGGGAAAUGCUGUUAACAAUUGUGAUUACCUUUGUGCAAAGGAAGGAUCCAUAAGUUUAAACUAGAGAUAUCUGUUUUUUUGCAUGGACUGCAUCUCAAUUCACCACAUCCGCCAAUGUCGGCCUUCCGCAUCUGCAGUGGAAGGUGACCGAGCUACAGUGGUGUUUGUCAGACCAUGAGACAUCCACAAAAAUCUGUCUUCUCACAAAAACGUCUGAGCUACAAACUAAUUUGACCACACUGUGGAAAGGAGAGACUCUCACGAACACGAUGGCGUUCUCCGUUUUGCUCUACGACCCCCACAAGUUUCAUGGGACUCGUCUGAAGGUAACCCAUACAAAUGAAUGGAAGUAUGGAGAUAGUUUUGUGCCAACAAAAACAAGGGGUUAAAUAUGUGUCCAAAAAAAUUAACUAUUUCCUUGCCUUUCUUAUAUCUCCUAGAUAAAGGACAGACACUUCAAAACCUUAUUCCUUAUUAUAGAUUUUUUGACUGUCUUUUUUGCCAUUUAUGAAUGUGUUAUUCAAUGCGUUUCCAUGGGCUAUAGUAGUAAAGCCCAAAUUCUAUAUUGUAUCCAAAAAAAUUUAUAAUUUUAUACCUAAAGGAGUACUAAAAUACUAAAUCAAAUAGCUAAAUGAUCCAUGGUAUAACCAUCUUAAAACAAUUCCAUAGAACCCCCCUAGACUUUUAGAGGUUCUAAUAAACUGCAUGCUUUCCCGAGUGGUAGUGGGAGGACCACACAACAUAUCAUCGUGUGACUCCAAGGUUACUUCAAUAUGAUGGUUAUUAUAUCAACAUUUGUGCAUAAAGGCAUUUCCACCACCAUUUCUUGCAUUGUUAAUUUUACAGACACAAAAAAUAUCCCGCCUUUUGUAGCGUAUUUUGUUGACAUUUGGAAAGUUUACAGACAAAUUUGCAGUUUCCAUCAGGCCUGUCAUUACAUUUUUUUAUCAGACAUGUACUUUAUUUUCAUAAAAACGUUGGAUGGAAACCUUGUUAGUGAGGUGAAAUACACCUCUCCGAAUGAGCCACUGUCGCAGUUUCACAUGCAUGACUCACGCACUUUGAUAUGAGCCUCCCUUAACCAGAGGAAAUAACCACCUACACAGAGAAUACAGAUUAGCACGGAGACAGGGAGAAAAAUUGCAAACUGUUUGUUUUCACAAACGCUGUCUCAAAGUCUCGUUUGUUUUUCCCCUGACCCACUUCAAAACAGAAGCAUCAUGUUUCUCUGAUGUGUUUUUCUGGUGUGUGUCCCCCUCCAUGUCAUGUUCUGUACGUCUUCAACAAAUGCCUUCUCAAGCAUCGCUAUGUACAGUGAGGGGAAAAAGUGUUUGAUCCCCUGCUGAUUUUGUACGUUUGCCCACUGACAAAGAAAUGAUCAGUCUAUAAUUUUAAUGGUAGGUUUAUUUGAACAGUGAGAGACAGAAUAACAACAAAACAAUCCAGAGAAAUGCAUGUCACAAAUUUAAAAAAAUGUUAUAAAUUGAUUUGCAUUUUAAUGAGGGAAAUAAGUAUUUGACCCCCCCUCAAUCAGAAAGAUUUCUGGCUCCCAGGUGUCUUUUAUACAGGUAACGAGCUGAGAUUAGGAGCACACUCUUAAAAGGAGUGCUCCUAAUCUCAGUUUGUUACCUGUAUAAAAGACACCUGUCCACAGAAGCAAUCAAUCAAUCAGAUUCCAAACUCUCCACCAUGGCCAAGACCAAAGAGCUCUCCAAGGAUGUCAGGGACAAGAUUGUAGACCUACACAAGGCUGGAAUGGGCUACAAGUCCAUCGCCAAGCAGCUUGGUGAGAAGGUGACAACAGUUGGUGCGAUUAUUCGCAAAUGGAAGAAACACAAAAUAACUGUCAAUCUCCCUCGGCCUGGGGCUCCAUGCAAGAUCUCACCUCGUGGAGUUGCAAUGAUCGGUGAGGAAUCAGCCCAGAAGUACAUGGGAGGAUCUUGUCAAUGAUCUCAAGGCAGCUGGGACCAUAGUCACCAAGAAAACAAUUGGUAACACACUACGCCGUGAAGGACUGAAAUCCUGCAGCGCCCGCAAGGUCCCCCUGCUCAAGAAAGCACAUAUACAUGCCCGUCUGAAGUUUGCCAAUGAACAUCUGAAUGAUUCAGAUGAGAACUGGGUGAAAGUGUUGUGGUCAGAUGACACCAAAAUGGAGCUCUUUGGCAUCAACUCAACUCGCCGUGUUUGUAGGAGGAGGAAUGCUGCCUAUGACCCCAAGAACACCAUCCCCACCGUCAAACAUGGAGGUGGAAACAUUAUGCUUUGGGGGUGUUUUUCUGCUAAGGGGACAGGACAACUUCAUCGCAUCAAAGGGACGAUGGACAGGGCUAUGUACCAUCAAAUCUUGGGUGAGAACCUCCUUCCCUCAGCCAGGGCAUUGAAAAUGGGUCGUGGAUGGGUAUUCCAGCAUGACAAUGACCCAAAACACACGGCCAAGGCAACAAAGGAGUGGCUCAAGAAGAAGCACAUUAAGGUCCUGUAGUGGACUAGCCAGUCUCCAGACCUUAAUCCCAGAGAAAAUAUGUGGAGGGAGCUGAAGGUUCGAGUUGCCAAACGUCAGGCUCGAAACCUUAAUGACUUGGAGAAGAUCUGCAAAGAGAAAUGGGACAAAAUCCCUCCUGAGAUGUGUGCAAACCUGGUGGCCAACUACAAGAAACAUCUGACCUCUGUGAUUGCCAACAAGGGUUUUGCCACCAAGUACUAAGUCAUGUUUUGCAGAGGGGUCAAAUACUUAUUUCCCUCAUUAAAAUGCAAAUUAAUUUAUAACAUUUUUGACAUGCGUUUUUCUGGAUUUUUUUGUUGUUAUUCUGUCUCUCACUGUUCAAAUAAACCUACCAUUAAAAUUAUAGACUGAUAAUUUCUUUGUCAGUAGGCAAACGUACAAAAUCAGCAGGGGAUCAAAUACUUUUUUCCCUCACUGUACCAGUAGAAAAGGCUUUCCAUCCAGCGACCUCCUCUGACUGAGGAAAGUGAUUGAUUGCAGAUACCACACCACUGCAAAUAUGAUCUGGAUUACUAACAUCCUUGGAUAUGAAUAGACUAACUUUUCCCAACUUCAAUUCUUCACACUGUAGGCCAUGAUGUUAUAUAAUCUUCACACUUUAGGCCAUGAUGUUAUAUAAUCUUCACACUGUAGGCCAUGAUGUUAGAUAAUCUUGCAUAUAUUAUACAAACUUUAUACUCUAGAAUAGUCUUGAUCUGGGUUACUUGCAGUUCCUGAAUGGAAAGUUCAAGAUACAGUUGAAGUCGGAAGUUUACAUCCAAUUAGGUUGGAGUCAUUAAAACUCAUUUUUCAACCACUCCACAAAUUUAUUGUUAACAAACUAUAGUUUUGCCAAGUCGGUUAGGACAUCUACUUUGUGCAUGACACAAGUAAUUUUUCCAACAAUUGUUUACAGACAGAUUAUUUCACUUAUAAUUCACUGUAUCACAAUUCCAGUGGGUCAGAAGUUUACAUACACUAAGUUGACUGUGCCUUUAUACUGCUUGGAAAGUUCCAGAAAAUUAUAUCAUGGCUUUAGAAGCUUCUGAUAGGCUAAUUGACAUAAUUUGAGUCAAUUGGAGGUGUACCUGUGGAUGUAUUUCAAGGCCUACCUUCAAACUCAGUGCCUCUUUGCUUGACAUCAUGGGAAAAUCCCAAAAAAUCAGCCAAGACCUCAGAAAUAAAAUUGUAGACCUCCACAAGUCUGGUUCAUCCUUGGGAGUAAUUUCCAAACACCUGAAGGUACCACAUUCACCUGUACAAACAAUAGUACACAAGUAUAAACACCAUGGGACCACGCAGCCGUCAUACCGCUCAGGAAGGAGACACAUUCUGUCUCCUAGAGAUGAACGUACUUUGGUGCGAAAGGUGCAAAUCAAUCCCAGAACAACAGCAAAGGACCUUGUGAAGAUGCUGGAGGAAACAGGUACAAAAGUAUCUAUAUCCACAGCAAAACAAGUACUAUAUCGACAUAACCUGAAAGGCCUCUCAGCAAGGAAGAAGCCCCUUCUCCAAAACCGCCAUAAAAAAGCCAGACUACGGUUUGCAAAUGGGGACAAAGAUCGUACUUUUUGGAGAAAUGUCCUCUGGUCUGAUGAAACAAAAAUAGAACUGUUUGGCCAUAAUGACCAUCGUUAUGUUUGGAGGAAAAAGGUGUGCUUGCAAGCCGAAGAACACCAUCCCAACCGUGAAACACGGGGGUGGCAGCAUUAUGCUGUGGGGGUGCUUUGCAGCAGGAGGGAAUGGUGCACUUCACGAAAUAGAUGGCAUCAUGAGGAAGGAACAUUCUGUGGAUAUAUUGAAUUAACAUCUCAAGACAUCAGUCAGGAAGUUAAAUCUUGGUCGCAAUUGGUCUUCCAAAUGGACAAUGACCCCAAGCAUACUUCCAAAGUUGUGGCAAAAUGGCUUAAGGACAACAAAGUCAAGGUAUUGGAGUGGCCAUCACCAAGCCCUGACCUCAAUCCUAUAGAACAUUUGUGGGCAGAACUGAAAAAGCGUGUGCGAGCAAGGAGGCCUACAAACCUGACUCAGUUACACCAGCUCUGUCAGGAGGAAUGGGCCAAAAUUCACCCAACUUAUUGUGGGAAGCUUGUGGAAGGCUACCCGAAACGUUUGACCCAAGUUAAACAAUUUAAAGGCAAUGCUACCAAAUACUAAUUGAGUGUAUGUAAACUUCUGACCCACUGGGAAUGUGAUGAAAGAAAUAAAAGCUGAAAUAAAUAAUUCUCUCCACUAUUAUUCUGACAUUUCACAUUCUUAAAAUAAAGUGGUGAUCCUAACUGACCUAAGUCAGGGAAUUUUUACUAGGAUGAAAUGACAGGAAUUGUGAAAAACAGAGUUGAAAUGUAUUUGGCUAAGGUGUAUGUAAUCUUCCAACUUCAACUGUAAGUGACAAAAUGCAGGAUAAUUUGUCUAUGAUUGACGCUCAGUAAUAUAUUUAUCUUAUGUCCAGAAUGGGACCAGCAAGAGGACGUCAAGGCCAAGCAACAGGUAAGAUCACGCUCUAUUGGUGUCUCUCAGAAUCCCAUUCUUUGGUUUGUUAGACUUUUGACACAUUUGCUUAGCCACAACCAUAAGACAAAUUCCUAAUACAAAGUUUAAAAAAAAAGUUUAACAAACCAAACCAAACCAAGCCGGGGCGGCAGGUAGCUUAGUGGUUAAGAGCGUUGUGCCAGUAACCGAAAGGUCGCUGGUUCUAAUCCCCGAGCCGACUAGGUGAAAAAUCUGUCGAUGUGCCCUUGAGCAAGGCACUUAACCCUAAUUGCUCCUGUAAGUCACUCUGGAUAAGAGUGUCUACUAAAAUGUAUUUUUACAGAUUUAUUUGAUCAAAUCCAAUAAACUGCAAAGGUUCUGUUUUUUUGUGUGUUUUUUUACGCAUACUGUAUACAUUCGCAGGGGUCAGGAGAGGCGUCCACCUCCAUGUCUGUGUAUGCUGUGGAGUACGGCGUGCUGGACUUUAAUAGUAGACCCAGUGGAGGAGAGGGGAACAGGCAUGGGAGGGAGAGGGAGAGGGAGGGAGGAGUGGUGAGGCCUGCAGAGACAGUGGAAUAUGCCUCUAUCACCUUUCCCCCACAACAAAGGGUGUCAGAUGGGAGACAAUGA